Molecule: messenger RNA, 1213 nt
Organism: Emericellopsis atlantica
Lineage: Eukaryota; Fungi; Ascomycota; Sordariomycetes; Hypocreales; Bionectriaceae
Product: RNA recognition motif family protein
Exons: 1
Coding region: 102-1034 (310 amino acids)
Biological process (GO): mRNA splicing, via spliceosome
Cellular component (GO): U2 snRNP; U2-type spliceosomal complex
Molecular function (GO): RNA binding
Source: RefSeq, a predicted model, not a curated record
AUAUCCACACAGCGCAAAGACGACUGCCGCGCAGACGCUGCUCAACUUUUAGACGCGCGAUCUACCUUCGCUAAAUAAAAUACCACCACACACUAUUCACCAUGAGUCGAUUGUCGCCGGCAGAUGCUCCAGAGCUAGAACCCUCAGCUGCGCCCAGGAGACGCAGGCAUGACGAUGAGGAUGGGCCAGACGAGCCCACGCCUGCGCGCCCGAACAAGAAGCAAAAACCGCCUCCCCAACCGAAGCAAAAUACCGCCGUCUACGUAACAGGACUUCCCCUCGAUGCCACGGUAGAUGAGGUGCACGAAGUGUUCUCGAGAAAGUGUGGAGUCAUAGCGGAGGAGAUUGAUAGUGGUGCACCCCGGAUCAAGAUGUACACAAAUCCAGACGGGUCCUUCAAGGGCGAUGCGCUUGUCGUCUUCUUCAAAGCUCCGAGUGUGCAGAUGGCAAUCCAGCUGCUCGACGAUAGCUACUUCCGAUACACAACAAACGGAACUACCACUGGGCGAAUACGCGUGCAAGAGGCAGACUCAAGCUUCAAAAAGGUCCACUAUGACCAGGAGGGCGCAGCAGACGAAAAGACGCAGGCCAAGAAGCCGCAAAAGAGCAGCAAGGACAGGCAAAAGAUCAUCAAGAAAACCCAAAAGCUUGAAGCGAAGCUGGCAGACUGGGACGACGAUGACCCCUACACGGGGCCUGGCCAGGCCGUGAGCAAGUGGGACAAGGUCGUCAUCCUGAAGCACAUGUUCACGCUGAGAGAACUCGACGAAGACCCCACUGCGCUCCUGGAUAUCAAAGAAGAUGUGCGCGAUGAAUGCGAAAAACUGGGCACCGUCACCAAUGUCGUACUGUUUGACGAGGAAGAGGACGGCAUCGUCACAGUCAAGUUCAAGGAAGUCGAGGCAGUGGACGCAUGCAUCAAACUGAUGCAUGGCAGAGCAUUUGACGGCCGCACAGUUGAGGCCUAUCGGGCAACGGGCAAGGAGAAGUUCAAAAUGUCCAAGCAGGAGCAGAAUGGGGAUGAGUCCGAUUAAAGCAGAUGCGACUGAGCAUGGCACGUUAUCCCGGUUCAGGAACGGCGAUGGACAGAUGUCUGGUGGUAUGGCUCUGCAAGCAUAUUCGUUUCCACUUCACCACCAGGAAUACGCAUCAAUCUCUACCUCCUCUGAAAGUCCAUUUUGUACGGCCCCUUUGACGAUCGUAUACGAUACAU